UGCUUUACUUGGUGCUUUUUAUUCAUUCUUCUUGAGUACUCAUAAUAACCUUAAAAUAAGUGGAAGUUAGCCCGAUUUUAUAGAUAAAGAAUCUGAGUCUCAGAGAAGUUAAAUGAUUUCAAAAGCUUCAUAGUAAGAGUGAUAGUGAGCCCAAAUUUGAAUCUAUGUCUGACUUCAAUGUCCAUUCUCUUACUACUGUACACUUAAAUAGAACUCUGAUCCCAGCACUUCACUUUUAAAUGUUUGUAAUAAUCCGCUGCUCGAAUCUAUAUUGAGUAAUGUAAUCCCUUUGUGGUGCGUAGAAGCAGAAAAAAAAUAAAAACCUUACUCUUAAGCAUAUACACAAAACCCAUAUGAAAGUUUUUUCCCCCUCAAAUCACCUAUUAGUUUAUACUGAGUCAACAUCAGUUGAGUUCCAACAAAUUAUUCCUCUGGUUUUCCUCCAUUCUCCUCCCCUCCCUUUCUUGCUCUCUCCUCAGGGUCCAAUGCUUCUGGCUAAUAGUUUGUUCUGUCUUAUUAAUAAUUGGGGGGAGGAGAGGGAGGGCUUACACGUUUCUCCUGCCCGGUGCAUAGGAAUAAGGAAUAAGCCCCUCACUGUUCAAGCUCAAUGAAACAUCUACAAGAUAGUUUUCUUACUAAUAUUGAUCACACUCUUAAGAAAUUAUGCUAUUAUGCUAUGUUAUGUUAUGCUAUUCGACUCUUCCGCGCCUUACAAAAUUGCCCUUUCUUGUAGAGACAGUGGGCCCAUACAGUGGUGAAAUGUCACAGUAAUUUGGUAGGUGAGCUGUCAAUAUUUGACUGUCGAGUGCUUAGUAUAUGCUUGGCACCAUGCAGAUAAAGCGCUUUAUAAACAUCCCCACCCUUCCCAAAGCCUUAUUAGAUUUUUCAUUUACAUAUCUAUUAUCUCCAUUUUUUUAAAAGAUAAAACAAAAGAAGCUACUUGCUGAAUGUCACAGAUAAAUGGCAGAGCAAAUCCAAGUCUGAAUCGUAAGCCCACACUCUUAACCAUUUCAUCCUUACAAGAGUGUAUUUUAAUAUAUAAAACAGUAUGUUCCUUCUGCCUAACAGUAUGUGUUCUUUUUUCUGCUGUUGUAUCCACUGUUAGGCCACUGGUUUUAAAGCAUGCUAUUUACCACCAAUGUGGCUAAGCCUUCACAUCUGUCACCUCUGCUAAAGAAUGAACUAUGGUGGCUGAGGCGUCACAGUGCUAACUGAGCCCAGGAAAUGUGGCAAAGCCCCCUUGAGGAAAGCAUCAAGCCGACUCCCUCCUUCACAUAGGCCCCACAAUCGUGCCGACUUCGGAAAGCAGUUUCUAGGAGACGGAGGGAUUCAGCGGCAGCUACUGGAGGGGAAUGAAUUUACCGAGGGACGUGGGGAAGGGCUCGCGGUUUGCGCUCCAUCGACAAUUCCCGGAAAGUCCUGACCUGUUUUCUAUCUUCACGAGCUAGUGGACCGCGCUAGCCCCAACUGUCAAAAUAGCGGGGCUUUCAGCUGAGGGGGCAGAAGGACAGCCCCCUCGCCCAACCAAGAAGCUGAGCUGCCCGGAUUUCCGGCCUCCCCGCGUUUUCCGCUUCCGGCCAUGCCGCGCCCCGCCCCGCCCCUCCUGGCUGUCCUGAUGUUCUGAGAACGGCCCGAACCCGGAGGGCUAUGGCUGCUGCCGGGUCUGUGAAGGCGGCGUUACAGGUCGCGGAGGUGCUGGAAACCAUCGUGAGCUGCUGUGUGGGGCCCGAGGGUCGUCAAGUUCUGUGUACGAAGCCCACCGGUGAGGUGCUGCUCAGCCGGGAUGGAGGCCGCCUCCUGGAGGCGCUACACUUAGAGCAUCCCUUAGCCAGGAUGAUGGUGGCCUGUGUUUCCAGUCAUCUAAGAAAAACAGGAGAUGGUGCUAAGACAUUUAUUAUCUUUCUUUGCCAUUUGCUCAGAGGACUUAAUGCUGUCACCCACAAAGAAAAAGAUUCUUUCGUUUCCAAAAAUAUUCAAACCCAUGGAAGACAUUGGAAAAAUUGUUGUCAGUGGAAAUUUAUUUCCCAAGCUCUUCUAACAUUUCAGACACAAAUAUUAGACUAUGUUAUGGACCAACACUUAAGUAGACACUUUUUGUCCAUCUUUUCUUCAUCCACUAAAGAGAGAACAUUGUGCAGGAGCUCUUUAGAGUUGCUGUUAGAGGCAUACUUUUGUGGAAGAGUGGGAAGAAAUAAUCACAACUUUAUUUCACAAUUGAUGUGUGACUUCUUUUUCAAGUGUAUGCCUUGUGAAAGUGAGUUUGAAGAAGUAUUUGAAUUAGUGGAUGACUGUUUUGUAGAGUUGAAUGUUGGUGUAACUGGCCUUCCUGUUUCAGAUUCCAGGAUCAUUGCCGGGCUUGUGCUUCACAGAGACUUUUCUGUAUACUGUCCAGCAGAUGGUGACAUAAGAAUAGUGCUAGUAACAGAAACUAUUCAGCCUCUCUUUUCAACUUCUGGGACAGAGUUUAUUCUAAAUUCAGAGGCACAGUUUCAGACAUCUCAGUUUUGGAUUAUGGAAAGGACAAAAGCAAUAAUGAAACAUUUACAGAGUCAGAAUAUAAAAUUGCUGCUAUCUAGUGUGAAACAACCAGACUUAGUUGUUUAUUAUGCAGGACUGAAUAGCAUAUCAGUGGUAGAGUGUUUAUCAUCCGAUGAAAUUUCUCUUAUUCAGAGGAUCACUGGUCUUUCUCCCUUUAUGCUACCACAGGCCUCUUCACAGUGUGAAAUCUCGAACACUGCUUUGGUGAAAUUUUGUGAGCCCCUUAUCCUUAGAUCUAAAAGGUAUGUUCAUCUUGGCUUGAUUAGCACAUGUCCGUUUAUACCACACUGUUUAGUUCUUUGUGGACCAGUGCAGGGUCUUGUUAAACAACAUGAGGAUGCUUUACAUGGAGCAUUUAAAAUGCUCCGGCAGUUAUUUAAAGACCUUGAUCUAAAUUAUAUGACACAAGUUAGUGACCAAAAUUUUAUAUCUAGUCCUAUUUACAAGAAUACAACAGAAAGUAGUCAGUUACCAGAAAUUGUUAAUGGCUCAAUACAAAGGCCAUAUCAGGGCACUAUUGUAAAGAACAAAGAUGAACUGGAAAAAAUUCAAAUAUAUGUAAAAGUAUAUUCCAAUUUGGUAGUUCCAAGUGUAGAAUUAGAAACACAUGGUCCGUGUUCAACACCAAAAGUGACACCAACAGAUACACACCAGACAGAUGAAACACUGAGAUGUUUAUCUCCAAAGAAAACCAGGGUAAUUGAUGACCAUGAUCCAUUUAUUGAGAGUAAUUCUACUAAUUCAACAAGAGAAAACUCUAGAAUAGAAAUUUCUUAUGAAAAUUUACAGGCCACAAAAAUUGCUGGAAACGGGGAUAUGUUACCAGUGAGAUAUAAGUCACUGGAGAUGGGUCCUUCCCAGAAUUACUGUUUCUCAUCUAUACCAGCAGGUUGUGUUUUGCCAGUGGGUGGUAAUUUUGAGAUUUUGUUACAUUACUAUCUUCUCAUCUAUGCCAAAAAAUGCCAGCAGUCAGAAGCAGCCAUGGUUGGUAUGAUAAUAGCUAAUGCACUUUUAGGCAUUCCUAAAAUCCUGUAUAAGUCAAAGAAAGGAAUUCACAGCUUUCCACAAAUAUAUAUAAGAGCUCUUCAUUCACUGCAAACCAAUCAACCCAUGGUAAGUAGUCAGACAGGUUUGGAAUCAGUAUCUGGUAAGUACCAGUUACUGACUUCAGUUCUUCAGUGUUUGACAAAAAUUUUAACCAUUGAUUUGGUAAUCAAUAUUAAGAGACAACCUCAGGAAACUUAUGAUCUAGAUUCAGAAGAGGAACUAUAAAAUUGGAAUAUUUUUAUUAAUCUAAGUUACACUCCAACUCAAGACAUAAAGGAAAGCAGUUAUGUGACCGCUGCUUCUCAAGUCCAUUCAAUGUAGUUAGGAAAACAGCCUAAUUUAAAAAGUCAUCAGAAGAAGUACACUAAGAGGCCGCAGACAUUCCGACACAAGUAUUAGACUGUGUUAUGGAACAGUUCUGAGGAGGAAGCCUUCCCGAUGAGGGAAGCCAAGAUCUGACUAAGUGUGUUCGUGCCCCUCAAUGUCCCUGUGUCUCACCUCUGUGUGUGUUUGUGGUAGGGUGUUUCUUUAAAGAUCCUUUUUUUUUACUUUUCUGUAUCCUUUCACUCUCUUCAUCUUUACUCCCUUACCUUUCUGUAUUUAGUUCAUAGAAUCAUUUAAUCUCAGAUUUGGGUGGGGUCUGGAAAUCCCAUCCUAUUAAUUGUCUAUAAUACAAAACAUAUUAUUUGCUUCAUUUAAAAUAAUUUAUUUCCCCUACUCAUCAUUUCUAAAGCAAUGAGUAAAAAGUCAAUUUUUUUCCCUCAAAAAGCAUAUAAAUAAAAUUGGUUUUUACUUUAUCUGACCCUUAUUUCCAUUUCAUGUGGAAAAACCUGAAGGGAUUCUCAGCAUCCAUACUCUAUUGAAGAUAUGUUACCAAAAAUAUGAUUUGGUGCAUUGUGAACUUAUUUUCAUUUCUGUAGUUAAAAGUUAAUUCCAAAAAGGAUAUGAAAUUCAUACUUCAAUUUUCUCUUGGCCCCUAAGAGCUUGUAAAAGUAAUUCAUGUAUUUGCUGGUUUAUUCUUGUAUUUGGUGCAUAGCCAGAAUUCAAUAGUAACAAAUAAUUUGAAUGUGAACUUCAAAAUGUUUGUAUUUUAUUUUAAAGGUUUAUAAAUGCAAAUAGUACUUUGCAUCUACCCACAGAUAAUUUUAUUUUUGUAAGGUUUAUGUCAUAUGAUAACAUUAAUUUCUGUGACUAUGGAGAAAAUAAUUACCUGAAUUGAAUUCUAAUAUGAAUUCAUAGAUACGUGAACCUACUGGAAAAUUGCUGUAUAAUUUUUUCCAUUUACUUUUUUUUAAUUGCCUGUCAGGUCAUUUGAUAGUUUUGCUUUAUUUUUGUUGUUGUUUUUUUAAAUACCCCUCCAUCACUGAAGGCAUUUGAAGACUUUUGCAGACAUGCCCAGUGACUUGUAGGUGUUUUGUGGCUAUAAAUUAUCACUGGGUCAAGAGUCCCUUUGUAAGCUGGGACUGAGUCUGUAUGUUUGGCACCUGGUCUAAUAUCUGGCACACAAUAGUAGCCAAUAAAUGUUUGUU
Messenger RNA from Rhinolophus ferrumequinum (greater horseshoe bat), 5114 nucleotides. It is a transcript of the gene BBS10, whose product is annotated as Bardet-Biedl syndrome 10. Gene Ontology annotation, molecular function: ATP binding. Gene Ontology annotation, biological process: chaperone-mediated protein complex assembly. The coding region runs from base 1648 to 3810 and encodes 720 amino acids. NCBI's taxonomy places the organism in Eukaryota, Metazoa, Chordata, Mammalia, Chiroptera, Rhinolophidae. The record is from RefSeq and is a predicted model, not a curated record. The transcript has 2 exons.